AUGGGAUGUCUGGAAAUGAAGGCCGCGGAAGGACGUGCUGUGAAGCAACUGGUCUGCGCAGAAGGAUCUGUAACUGUGGCAUCUGAUGCUUGCCCUGUGGUGUAUAUCAAGGAGAAUCUGUUGAGUAAGGGAAUCGAGGAUCUUCCGCCGCCUAGGCCAAAGGUCACUGUGUCUGAAGAACUUCCAGAGUGGUGCCCCAGUCAGGUGUAUCUGACUUGUCUGAUUGCCGAGCUUAAAGUGCUUUGGGGAAAGGUUCAGACCAGCGAGGCGAGCGGGAUGCUGGGCACUUGGGAUGGAAGGGAUGAAGCAAUUGAGGACCUCAUGAAGUUUCAGGUUCCAGAUAGCAUCAAGCCGCUACGACUGUGCCGGUCUUCUGAUAUUUUUUUGAAGACUUGUGAUAGCAGCUACACGCUUGAAGGCGUUAACUGGCCGAUGAGUGUCAAUGUGACUGAUGCGUUUCAAGGGUUAGCUGAGCAGCACCGCGUGCGGUGCAGCAGGCUGGAUGUUCAGUCAGAUGAGAUGGAGUGUCAGACUCGAGACUUUGAGGCUGACUGUGCAGCUGAGGUUCAAGGGUUGGAGAGUGAACUCCGGGAGCUUGCGGAAAUAGAACAUAAAAUGGUUAUGUCACUUCAAGGUAGUACUCCUACUCACUGCGGUGCAGAUGCCUUGGAAGGGGACAGCAAAG
Symbiodinium necroappetens is the source of this 685-nucleotide messenger RNA. Lineage: Eukaryota; Dinophyceae; Suessiales; Symbiodiniaceae. The record is from the annotation of a GenBank genome assembly.